Molecule: messenger RNA, 3089 nt
Organism: Conger conger (European conger)
Lineage: Eukaryota; Metazoa; Chordata; Actinopteri; Anguilliformes; Congridae
Product: alpha/beta hydrolase domain-containing protein 17A-like
Exons: 5
Coding region: 1164-2126 (320 amino acids)
Biological process (GO): protein depalmitoylation
Cellular component (GO): plasma membrane; endosome membrane
Molecular function (GO): palmitoyl-(protein) hydrolase activity
Source: RefSeq, a predicted model, not a curated record
AAAAUACAGAAGCUUUGCUAAGCUAAGCUUAUCAACAGAGUAUUAGCUGGCUACAAGAUAACGUUAAUAGUAGCUUCUGUUGACGCUGUUAAUGCGGACGUUGGAUGAUGUGGAUAAUGUUCUACUUUUUGGAUUUGGGUUCGUAGGGGACUUUUUUUCCAUCCAAUUGUCUGUAUAACUAUCAAUUUUUAUAUCAGAUAAUGGCACCUUUAUUUUGGUUUAAUAAACGGAUUGCUAGCUAAGUUAGCUAUCACUGCCUGUAACACUGCGCUUCUGUUAUGGAAAUUACUUGUAUAGCUACAUUCUUGGCUACUGAGCUACAUGCGGCGACAUACUUUAUUUCUGUAAGAAUGGACAGGACCGCUUAGUACAAUUUAAGCGUUUGCUUUUUAAAUCAAGAUCAAAGGGUCACUAUAAACAAUGCUGUCUUUUAACAACUGACUAGCUAACUUAAAUAGCGUACACGGGCUAGCUUCUUAACGUUAGUUGCUGAGUUGCUUACUGCGAGCCGUGAUGAUUUGAUAUUUCUGGUUGGAACUUCUUGACUAGCCGGCUAAACGAUUGUACUGGGGCAGCAUUCUGCAUUGAGUUAACUAUCUAGAUAAAUGUUGUUUUACUUGGCUGUUAUUUUAGGUCAAGACUACAUGAUCUGUCAGCAAGAUAACAUUGGCUAAAACUAUUCCUUGUCAAAGGCCAGCGAAUAAGUUCUAGCAAGCUCGUGAACUAACGUUAGAUAGCAAACGAAAACAUGACGCUUUGGUCUAGUAUAAUCAACAUAUCUAGCUAGCUACUAGCUGAGCUCGCUAAUCUUGAGGUUGGUGUAGAAACAUCAAACGUCAUUUGUAUUGUUUUUCGUUACUAGCUAGCUAUUAUUCUGACUACCCGGUGUUGUCACUUAGCUAGUUGACGUUACAGCUCAUGUGAUCCAACUUCGCUUGCUGACAAGCUCUGGUAUAGGUAGCGGUAUCUAAUUCUUAUAUUUGUAUCUAACUUAUUAGCUAAAAUAUCUUGCUACAUUGGAAUCUUCCAUUUAUUCUGACAUAUCCAAGCUGCUGGGAUGAUUUAAGUUUGAUUCGGCUAGCUAACUUUUUCCCCAAAUUCGAAUCUUGUAUUUUUUUUUUUUUUUUUUAUACAAUCUCAUCGGAGCUCGAUAUAAGGACAAGAUGAACGGCCUAUCAGUCAGUGAGUUGUGCUGCCUGUUCUGUUGUCCCCCCUGUCCGAGCCGCAUUGCUGCCAAGCUGGCCUUCCUGCCACCAGAGCCCACUUACGCCCUUUUACCGGACCUAGAUUCCGUGCCUGUGGGCAGUACAGGUUUGGGGGCGCCGGGCCUUCGAUCCCGCAUUGGUGGGGCAGGCGGCGGCGGUGCGAGUGGAGGCGGGGAAGGAAGAUGGAAGCUACACCUGACGGAGCGCGCCGAGUUCCAAUACUCCCAGCGAGAGCUUGACGGCACCGAGGUGUUCUUUACCCGCUCCAGCCGCGGUAACCGAGUGGGCUGCAUGUACAUUCGCUGCGCUCCGAAUGCCAGGUUUACAGUCUUAUUCUCCCACGGCAACGCGGUAGACCUGGGCCAGAUGAGCAGCUUCUACAUCGGCCUGGGCUCCCGCAUCAACUGCAACAUCUUCUCCUACGACUACUCGGGCUACGGCGUGAGCACCGGCAAGCCCUCGGAGAAGAACCUGUACGCCGACAUCGACGCGGCCUGGCACGCCCUGCGCACACGAUAUGGCAUCAGCCCAGAGAACAUCAUCCUGUACGGUCAGAGCAUUGGCACCGUGCCUACCGUGGACCUGGCGUCGCGCUACGAGUGCGCGGCCGUGGUCCUGCAUUCCCCGUUGACCUCUGGCAUGCGAGUGGCCUUCCCCGACACCAAGAAAACAUACUGCUUCGACGCCUUCCCCAAUAUCGAGAAGGUGUCGAAGAUCACGUCCCCGGUGCUGAUCAUCCACGGGACAGAGGACGAGGUGAUCGACUUCUCUCACGGCCUGGCGCUGUUCGAGCGCUGCCCCAAGGCGGUGGAGCCCCUGUGGGUGGAGGGCGCGGGCCACAACGACAUCGAACUGUACAGCCAGUACCUGGAGCGUCUGCGACGCUUCAUCAGCCAGGACCUGGCGGCGCAACACCCCUGAGAGACAGACGCCUGGCCCCCGCUCCGCACCGCCCCCGCGCCACACUCAGAGACAACCUAUCCCGCUGCACCUGCCCCUCCGUCCGUCAGUCCGGCUGGCUCACCCGCAGAGCAGAGCCCACAGAAGCCGGCAGAGUCAUGGGACCUCCUGUCUGCCAGGGUCUGCGGAUCCUCCACUUGACUUUCCUUCAGGGUCUUGUUUGUCUGGGUUUCUGUCCAUCUCCCUGUCUGUCAGCCAGCCUGGGCCUGCGUGCGUCAGUCUGGCAGCCCCAUCACCUGUAUGUCUGUCUGUCUGUCUGCUGAUGUAUGAAUGUAUACGUGUCCGUAUGUCUGCAUUUCCCUUUGGUUUUUCCCCAAGCAGCAUGUGUCCCUUUGUCUCUGGUCUCUUACCUCCUGGGAUAGUGCAAGGAUUCAACUUGUUUUUCUACCUCCCAAGUCUGUAUAAUUUGGUGUGUAUGAUUUUGUUUGUUACGGUUUGUCCUCUGUCCUCCUCUGGAAAGGAUAGAGCAGAGCAGAGCACAGGUAUGCCCUCCAAACGCUCGCCUUUCGGUUGAUUGACCUCUGGCUUCUGUUGAGAACCCGCUCUCCCGUCUCCAGAAAGGAGCCCGGUGGCCCCAGUUGUUCAUUGAUGUUCUUUUCUUUUCUUUUUUUCUCUCCCCCUUUUUAAUGAGGGAACCAGCCAGGCACCUGUAGGUCGUUAAUCUCUCUCUGCUCUCUCUACCUCCUUCCCUCCGCGACCCCGCGCCCUCUCCUCUCAGAUAUACUGCAAAAAGCAGCGGCCUGUGAACUGAUUUGAGAUUAAUGGGCUGAGCCGACUGGAGGGUAACUGUGAGGGUAACCGCUGCUCAAGGCAGAGGGGACUCGCACUGCCAGAACAUGUGACCAUUCCGGCACAUUCCCCACACGGAGGGAGGAGCCUUCGGCACCUGGACCACCUCCUGUGUGGGUGAUGUGGAGGGGGUGG